GCCACCUGAUGAUCUGAUUUGAGUCACCAUUCUUACUCACACUGCCACACUUAGCAACCCACGAAUAUGGAUUUGUUUCUGCCACUCGUCUCAUUUAUUCUGAUUCUUGGAGGACAAGGUAGCCAGCAUGCGAGUUUUGCCGAUGCGGCCAAGAUGACGCUGACAAACAUGGAGACGCUGAUGGCGUACUGGGAGGCGGCGCUUCCAGGAAUUCCGAUUCCACCAGCUAUCAGCGACCUAUUAGCGCAACAAAAAGGGCUGUCAAAAAUUGAACCAAACUAUGAGAGAGUCAAGUCAGAAGCUGGUCACAUGGACAACCAUGUUCAUAUCAUAUCACAAGUUGAAGAUCAUUUAAAGGAGGCCCAUGGGUCUCAUGGCGAACAAGGUAUAAAGAAGGCCAUGAUAGCACAUGAGCCAAAUAUUGGUAAGGAUCUGAAGACACAACCAUUGUCACAUGGGUUACAAGCUAAAAAUUAUGUAGAAGAAAAAAUUGCUGCGCAUAGAACAAAAAAUGAAGAAAAUCUAAAGGAAAUAUCAGUGUCAUAUGGGUCAGAAGGUGACAACAAUUUUAAGAAAGUUUCACUAAAUUUGAAGAAGAUCCUUGCAGCAUAUACACCUUUGAAAGAUGAAAACCUUAAGGAAAUAUCUGUGUCCUAUGGAUCAAAAGGUGGAGAAGCCCACAAAGAAGUUUCAGGGUCAUACGGGUUAGAAGGUGAACAUAAUUUAAAAGAAAUAUCACUGUCUUAUGGUAUAAACAGCAAUGAUACUCCAAAGGAAGAAUCUGCAUAUGAAGAAAAUGUAAAGGAUAUCUCAGUGUCAUAUGGGUUAGAAGGUUCAAAGAGUUUAAAGAAAGUUCCACUAAAUUUAAAGAAGAACCUUGCAGCAUACAAGGAAAUAUCUGUGUCAUAUGGAUCAAAAGGCCAAGAGAUUUCAAAGGAAGCAUCAGGAAUAUCUGGGUUAAAAGGUGAAAUGGAUUUAAAAGAUAUCUCAGUGUCUUAUGGUGUUGAUGACCAUGAAAAUCUGAAGGAGAUAUCUGUGACAUAUGGAUCAAAAGAUCAAUAAACUCUGAAGGAACCCUCAGGAUCAUAUGGGUUAGAAGGUGAAAAGGAGUUAAAAGAAAUCUCAGUGUCUUAUGCCGCAGACGGCCAUGAAAAUCUAAAGGAAAUAUCCGUAUCAUAUGGAUCAAAGGACCAAAAAAUUGGCAAGGAAGCAUCAGGAUCGUAUGGGUUAAAAGGUGAAAGGGAUUUAAAAGAAAUCUCGGUGUCUUAUGGUGUAAAUGGCCACGAGAUUCUGAAGGGAGGCUCCACAACACAGGAAGAAAAUUCGAAGGAAGCUACUAUGUCAUAUGGGUCAGUCGAAGAGAAAGAUGAACAAUCCCACAUUCUGAACCAAG
Messenger RNA from Triticum aestivum (bread wheat), 1393 nucleotides. RefSeq lists its product as uncharacterized. The coding region runs from base 67 to 1062 and encodes 331 amino acids. The record is from RefSeq and is a predicted model, not a curated record. Lineage: Eukaryota; Viridiplantae; Streptophyta; Magnoliopsida; Poales; Poaceae. The transcript has 3 exons.